CUGUUGGCGGAACGGGGCUUGGAGCUGGAAAAACUGGUCAUGGAUUUGGACCGCCAGAUUGUCAAGCAGCAGCGCGAAAAGGCCGAAAUGCUGGAAGCAGACCCAAACGCCGUCGGCGGAACGACCAGUUUAGUCCCAGGCACUAGUCCCUCGGGGCAGCUAAGCGUCCCGGAUCGACCGGGUCUGCGCAACUACGCGCCACAGGGUCUGGCUCCAACGCCGAUGUUUCGGACCGAUUUGGGCGGAGAGCAGAAUCUUCAAAAUCAAGCCGACAUCAUGGCAGUUGGAAAUGCCGCGGUCAAGCAUCAUGAUAUGAUGAAUCGGUAUUUGCAGGAAGCGCGGGAUGCUGCGCGGCCGGAAGCCUCACCGCGAAAUGCGAUGCAGGCUGGCGGUCCGAUUGGCGCCAGCUACCAGGCCGCGCUGGACGACGCGGGGCAGGCGCACCCCCCCGCGCGGCCCGCGAGCAUCGGGCUCAACGACCGUGGGGCGAACCCGUUUGCGUCGGCCGAGAUGUCCUCGCAAAGCGGGGACUUCCUUCCGCCCCUGAGCGUGGACUUGGACGGGCAGGUCGGAGGCGGUAUCGAGGAUUACAUGGCGUUGAUGGAGCAGAAAGUUGGACAGCGCGGAGGUUCUCCGAACAGCGGGCGUGACCCGGGCGCAGUGACGCUACCGAGCUGGAUCAAUAAGAGGCGCGACACUGUCGAAAGGGCUACUGCCAGACCGAAUGCGUCGGUGCAAGCGCUGCGCGACGGAAAGACGGACGCGACAUUUGAUAUGACCCCGAAGGGAGGGUCACUGGUGCACCCGCGUGGGAAUCCGGGGCAGGCGGUCCUAGAACUGCGGGACGGAAAGACGGACGCGACAUUCAACAUCACCCCGAAGGGCGGGUCGACGAUGCACCCACGCGGAAAUCCGAGCCAGGCAGUGCUGGAACUGCGAGACCGGAACUUGUUGCACCCGGAAGAGGGUGAUGUGAUCGAGGAUAAACAGGGCGGGCAGUGGCAGUUUAUCAAUGGGCGAUGGUGGAAUCCAGACGCUCCGAUUCCGGC
This is a messenger RNA of Amoebophrya sp. A120, 1049 nucleotides long. NCBI's taxonomy places the organism in Eukaryota, Dinophyceae, Syndiniales, Amoebophryaceae. The record is from the annotation of a GenBank genome assembly.